UUGUGCUGUGUGUGUCUUGGCGUUCUCGCUCCGUUGCUCUCGCGUCUGUGUACAAAUCUAUCGGGGCAAGUUUAGUGUGGUUUGAGGAAGGCUGUGUUUAUCGCAAUUUAGAGGAAGACGUCGUAGACGAUCGGAGGACCGUGCAAGGCACUCCAGGUCGGCAGCCAUGAUGGAAAUGGAAGAAGGCGAGGAGGUGAAACCGGUGAAGAAGGAGGCUACUACGCCCGCUACGUCGGGUGCCGGAGGAGGAGGAGGCGGGGGUGGAUGGGGCUGGGGAGCCUGGAAAUCUUCCGCUUUCUCCGUCUUGAACGAGAUCCAGCAGGCAGCGGCCGAGGCUGCUGAAGAGAUUCAGAGAAAUGCAGCAGCAGCUAAGGAACUUGCAGCGAAAGGUAUUGCAGACCUUCAGCAUACUGUAACGGAUGCAGUGCAGGUGGUGGAUGAUGAGGAGGUGGAUGCUCUGAAGGAUGAGAACAAGGAGUUAGAGAGUGCUGACCCUAAGGAAAGCAGUGAGGAAGAUGCUCGACGCAAAGCUGCCUUAACGAAAUUGGAGAAUGCGAGUCAAGACUCUUUCCUUGGACAGGGUCUAAAAGUACUGGAUGACUCGGUUGAUAACCUGACUACGGGUGCAUGGCAAGCGCUAGGAAAUGCAUGGAAAGAAAGUGUCAAUCUGGUGCACAAGUUGGAGAAUACGACCUUACACCAAGGCGGAGUUCUUCCACCAAAUCUCCUCCAGAGUGGCAAAGAACUUACAGUGAAGGGCAUACGCGCCUUGGAGUAUGUUGGUAGGGAGACUCUGGACAUUUUGGCUUCUGAAACUGGGUUUGAACUUGAGACUGACGAGAAGGAUUCCGAAGAAAAGGUCCCUGGAGUAGUGGAGAACUAUACAGAGGACGUUACUUUUGACCGCUGCUUUUAUAUAUAUGGUGGACCAGAACAUUUGCAGGAGCUGGAGGAGUUAUCCAAUCAUUAUACUUUACUGUGUAACCGAGCCAAAGCAAAGCUAUCAGGCGAGGAAAGAGCCGCUUUUGAGUCGCAGUUGAAGCAACUCCAACAAGCAUUAUCAUUUAAUGGGGACAUAGAGACAGAAUCACCAGACUCUGGCAAGGGCAAGAAAGUCGCUGGUGCUGCUCACAACGGAAGUGAAAUUAAGGCUCUUCGUGAGUCAAGUGUCAGCCAAGCUGCAGAGAUGGCCACUGGUUUUGCAGCAACACUCAGCGGGUUGGCAAAGUUAGAGGUCGUGCAGAAAACAAAUGACCGGCUAGAAGCAAUCAAGGCAGAUAGUAUUCAUAGACUCUCAGAGCUGUGCACGCUAUGCAUUGGGCAUUUGCUAAUGCUUGGGAAACUAGUUCUUACUCGAGAGAAAGAGGAAGAGGGCAUGGAAUGGCCUGAUGACUGUGUGGCUAGGGGCCAGUUGAUUGCGGCAAGAGCGCAGGCUAUGAUAGCGGACAUAGAGGCUGUGUCUGACAGCUUUGCCACAGCUGUUGGAGAUGUAACAGCCGCAUUUCAAGAUGCUAUGAAGAGUGAGAUCCACAUCACCAAGGAAGGUGAGGAAGAAGAUGUAAGACUAGGGUUGCAGAAAGGAGGCUCUACUGAGGUUCGAGCCCAAGCUUUGAACAGUGACGUACAAGAAGUUGCAAGUAUUGCGGUUGAGAAAGUCCAUGAUGGCCUCCAGUUUCUCACAUAUGUAGUUCUCUCCACUUGCCUCAAAAAGUAAAUUGCAGGUGGAACCUCUACCUCAGCAACUCUUUGUCCGUGUAUUAUUCUUUAUCAAUUCAAGGGAAUUGAAUUAAAAUCAAGUGCACAGAACUGGGUAUUAUUGUAGGAUUGUGCCAUUUACUUUUUAACCUUUCUCCUGUUUUUUUAAACAGCUGUAUGUUACAAACUCCUGUCCUCUGUAAUUAUGUUAAUUCAAUUGGUCAUUGUGCCUUAUGCUGUA
Messenger RNA from Physcomitrium patens, 1936 nucleotides. RefSeq lists its product as uncharacterized. Lineage: Eukaryota; Viridiplantae; Streptophyta; Bryopsida; Funariales; Funariaceae. The record is from RefSeq and is a predicted model, not a curated record.